Ornithodoros turicata is the source of this 3939-nucleotide messenger RNA. Its product is annotated as histone-lysine N-methyltransferase 2D-like. The transcript is spliced from 5 exons. The record is from RefSeq and is a predicted model, not a curated record. The coding region runs from base 141 to 3752 and encodes 1203 amino acids. Lineage: Eukaryota; Metazoa; Arthropoda; Arachnida; Ixodida; Argasidae.
CUGCGCGUAUAGCGACCGGCCGAAUCUAGUAUGCGCAGUUCUAUCCACAUGAGAGGAUCACGAUUACCACUGACACGUCACUAUAGAAGGGAAGCGUUCAAAAAAGAGAAGAUUGCCGCCACGUCGACGCUUCUUCCGCCAUGAAGGCAGGACAGGCGUUCGUUAUUGCUGUCCUGCUGUGUGGCCCUGCUUUUGCCGAAAGGGGGACUCAAUCGUCAACAGCAACAGCGCAGGGGACAGAGCCAACUAUUGCUGGAAACGGGUCUACAGUCCCUGUAGAGCAGUCAUCAUCUACAACACUACAAGCUCCUCCUUUGUUGCGCAAAGCACGAUCAGCUGCGAGGUAUCUGCCGACAUCCUCGGACUAUGAGUCGCUUCCAGGUAGGACACCACGAUACCCGUCGGGAAACGCGGCGGGAGUAGGCCGUCCCCUCCCAGGUGACAAACUACAUGAGCGAGAAAGGAUACCCCCGCAAGACACACCAUAUCCAUGGAACAGACGGCCCAGUGCCGAUAAUGUACCUUUCGCUGGUGAAGGGCCGCUUACCCCAUCAUGGUCUCUUCAAGAACAUCCACUAUAUGCAGAAGAAGAUUCGUCUUUCCCCAAAGGACGACCACAUAGACCUGGAGGACCAGGCCCAUUUUAUCCAGGAAACAGGAAGCCUAGUGUAGGGGGUGCAUCGUUUUCAGGAGCAUCACGUGAUCCUAACGCGCCUAAUCUGCGGCACCCACCAUAUCUAGGGGAUACCCUGUCCGUUUUCGAUGAUGCACUACCUCACCCAAGUGAUGGAUCGCAUGCUCUAGAAUGGACUCUAGGAGACCAACUUCAGGGUGAAAAAGAUUCGGCUUCCCCGGAACGACCAUAUAGGCUUGGAAGACCACCUCUGCGACGCCCGUUACACCCAGAAGACAAAACAUUUGACGUAGAGGACGUACCGUUCUCAGGAGAACCACACAGCCUUGAUCCACCACGUCUGGGACAUCCUCCAUAUCUUGCAGAGAGCCCAUCAAAUGUCGAUGUUUUUGCACGGUUCCCAAGUGGGGAAUCAGAUACCCCGGAAUGGUCCAUAGGAGACAAACUACCCAGUGGACAAGAUUUUGCUUUUCCAGAACGGCCACACAGACCUGAAAGACCAGCUCAGCGAAAACCAUCAUAUCCGGAGGACGAACUGUAUGAUGUUGACGGCACACCGUUUCCGAGAGGCACACUGUUUUCAUAUAACCCUGGAGCCCCACAUCUGCGCCACCCACCAUAUCUAGGAGACGAACGUCCAACGUCGUCCAACGUCGAUGAUGUGCUACGAUCUCCAAGUCUGGGAUCACAUACCGGGGAAUGGAUUCCAGGACAUAAACUGAUCACUCGACCAAAUUUGACUUUCCCGGAACGACCACAUAGGCCUGGAAGACCACCUCUGCUGCACCCAUUACGUCCAGGAGACAAAUUGACAGGCUUUGAGGACGUGUCGUUCCCACGAGGAACACCAUAUAGACCUGACGCGCCACCUCUGCUAGAACCACCACAAACAGGACUCAGACCGCCCAGCGUCGAUUAUAUACCAGGGUUCCCAAGCGGGGGAUCACAUACCCCAGAAUGGACACCAGGUGACAAAGUGCCCAGUGGAUCAAGUGCGACUUUCUUUGAACGACCUCACAGACCUGGAAGACCACCUCUUCGACACCCGUUACGUCCAGGAGACAACCUAUCUGGCUUCGAGGAUGCAUUUAUCUCACGAGAAAGACCACAUGGCCCUGAAACGCCACGGCCGCAACACGCAUCACCUCUAGGAGACAGACCGUCCAGUGUCAACAGUAUACCACGCUUCCCAAGUGGGUCACAUAACCCGGCAUGGACUCUGAGAGACAAAUUGCCCAGUGAACAGUACUUGGCUGUCGAGGACGGUCGACCUCAUAGACCUGGGAGGCCACCUCUGCAACACCCAUUGCAUCCUGGAGACAAAUUGCAUGGCGUAAAGAGUCUACCGCCCGCACGACAAAGACCACGUAUCCCAGAAAGCUCAGCUUUGACACGAGCACCAGGUCGAAAAAACAAAGUGUCCAGCACGGGACAUGCACCGUUUCAGGGAGUAAAGUCGCACGGACGUGAAAAGCUACCUCGUCGACGCGACAGGCGAACAACCCGUGCCGGAAACACGUCUCCUGUCCCAACCGAACGUUCACCAACACGAGCGCCUCCUAUUAAGCGUGUAGCAGCUCUGACUGGGAACUACUCCCUGACGCCCUUGGCGUCACAUUUUACAGGUAGGUCAGGGCAACGCCAGCUAAGCACAUCGGCGAGAAGAGGGCGUCGUCUGCACUCAGCGUUGAAAUCGUAUGUCCGACCGAAGCACAAUGCUACUAUGCCGCGAUACCCUCCGUAUCCUGCUCAUGGCAUUGCCGCCGACAGAAACUCACCGUUCUUACGAGGGCGAUAUAGCUCUAAACAACGGCUUCCACAGCGAUAUGCGCCUUACAAAAUGCACGAGAGAGACAAUUCACAAUUCACGGGGGACAAACCUCAAGACUCAUUUAUGAGAGAAAGGUUACAUGAGCCAGAAAAAUUACCUGCGCGACACCUAUCCUUCCCGGGAAAUACGCGGCCCAAGGUUAACGACAAAAGGUGGAAAGAUCAUAUAGAGGAAAGACCAUAUAUUUCGUCGGAAGGGAUACCUCCGCGUAGUCCAUUAUAUCAAGGGGGCAGUCAACCGAAUGUAGAUGCACCAUUCUCAGGGGAAAGAUCGCAAGGCGUAGGAGAUUCAUCUGUGCAAAACACGUGGCAUUUAGACGACAACUUGUCCACAGAGAAAGAUACACCCUUCACAGGAGAAAGACCGCAUGCAGUAGAAGACCCAUUUGUGCAACACCCGUCGUAUUUGGAAGACCAAUUGCCCCAUGGGGAAGGCACACGGUUCCCAGGAGAAAGACCACAUGGCGUAGAAGGCCCAUUUCUGCAACAUUCGUCGAAUCCGGGAGACCGAUUUCCCCUUGCAAAAGUUGCACCAGGACUGGACGCACCCGACGAAGGAGAUUCAACACCGAUAGAAGUUGUAUCAGAUUGCCCGCCGUAUAUGUGUCCAGAACAUCCAACACCUCCACCAGGCUGGCCGGAAGGCUUAGACCUACCGGUACAACUGCCUGGUGAAUGGCUUGGUGGCUCAGAAACGCUUCCACACGCAGACAACGGACAUGAUUAUUCACCAUUCUUAAGCGAAAGACACGACUCUCCGGAAAUGACAUCCCCACCAUACACUCCGCCAUACCCAGAAGGCAACCUACAUGACGGAGCCAUUUCACCGUUGCGCCCAAGUCCACUUGACAAGCGAUACCCGCCAUCUCCUGAAUACGUCCUGCCUGAUCGAGGAUAUUCAUCGUGGCCAAGAGAAAUACCAUAUUCUUCAGGGGGGUUCCCGACGUCUGAAGAGUAUCCGGAAGUUCCAGUGCAGGUUAUCCGUGUUCCAACAGGAGGUUCACCGUACGAUAGUGGGGUCAUGUUGGUUGUGUCAUCCUCAACAGAUGGCCCACAGUCCAAUUACGCACUACUAAUAAUACCAGAUGAAAGCCCAGCUGGACCACACCAAAGAAUUCCAACGGUAGUCCCGCCGUAUUCGCCAGUAAGUUAUACACAGUUCGCUGAAACAGGGCUCAGGUACCCACGGGGAAACCCACCCCAAUAUUUCAAUUUCGCAAGGGCUUCUCGACGUGACCAUCAGCAUUUUUUGAAGAAGGACAGGGAAGGACUGCAAAUGUCAGCAUAGGACAAGCCUUGUGUGUAACGCAGGACAGCACCUAGAUCGAAUAACUGAUGUGCUCAUUUGUUUUAUAGGCAAAAAGAAAACGCUUGGUAAAGAUAAACAACAACAACAAUAGUUGAUGACAAAAGAUAAAUCUCCUUCACAGAUCCGCUUUUUCUGACAAUACAAUAAUAAAGGUACUCGAAGUACA